AGAGAGAGAGAGAGAGAGAGAGAGAAGAGAGAGAAAAAAGAGAGAAAAGAGAGAGAGAGAGAGAGAGAGAGAGAGGAGAGAGAGAGAGAGAGAGAGAGAGAGAGAGAGAGAGAGAGAGAAGAGAGAGAGAAGAGAGUGAGAGAGAGAGUGAGAAGAGAGAUUAUCUUCUCUUCUGGACACAAGCAAGUCAUAGGACAGAGGACUCAGCAGGAUAACACGACCAAAGGAAUUCAUUACUGCAUCACUUAUGAAAACACCAAGACAUUAACAUCCUAA
Messenger RNA from Penaeus chinensis, 276 nucleotides. RefSeq lists its product as uncharacterized. The transcript has 4 exons. The annotation marks the transcript as partial. The record is from RefSeq and is a predicted model, not a curated record. Lineage: Eukaryota; Metazoa; Arthropoda; Malacostraca; Decapoda; Penaeidae.